AUGUCUCAGUCCGACAGUCUCGGUUUGCCUCAGGUCGCCGCCUGUCUCCUGGUAGGAUACUUUGUUUUCAGAUGGUUCUUCAAAUCUUCGGAUCCUAGCAGCGUUUCGCCAGCUCGAUCGCCAGUCGUCGACCAGCGAAGAUUACAAGAGCAGUCCCUUCUCUUGACGGGAAUGUUCCCCCAAGUGUCUAUAGCCGCCGCACAAGCCGAGCUCAUACGGAAUGGUGGGAACAUUGAGAUCGCGACGGAGAAGAUUCUAGCAGCUGGAGGACUUCCCGAGGUAAUUGGAUUCUUUUGGAGGAUGCUUUGUUGGGUAGAAGCUAACUUUGGUGCUUUUGUCAGCCUCCAGCACCGGCCCCUACUCCUUUAGAUUCCUCCGCCACCAGGCCUGCGCCUGCGGCUACUACACAUCGUGCAGCUGCCCACAACGCCUUGGGAGCUUCGUCUUCUCGGGUUGGGGGUUACCAAGAUUUAAUGACCAGGUACAACCUCCAUGGCCGCCUUCACGAAGGGGAUGCCUCUUCUUCAUCCACCCUGUCAGGGAAGGGUAAAUCUCCCCAAACCAGAUCAGACAGACAACUGGCACAUCAGAAGAAGCGGGAUGAAAUGAUCUUAGCAGCUCGCCGUAGGAUGGAGGAGAUGGAUCGAAAGCAAGCUGCUACGAAGGGGCAA
Molecule: messenger RNA, 671 nt
Organism: Tuber aestivum (summer truffle)
Lineage: Eukaryota; Fungi; Ascomycota; Pezizomycetes; Pezizales; Tuberaceae
Source: the annotation of a GenBank genome assembly